GUGUGGAGCACCGUCCCGAGCGAGCAGCCUGCGGUGCCUGGGAGUUAAAAGGGAAUUGAAAAUGGCCCUUCAACGAUGCUAGGGCCACCAUGGGAGGGGCCACGCUCCGUUAUUUCUGCUACGGGUGCCUCUUCACAUCCCUGACCUGGACCCUCCUGCUUUUUAUCUACUUCAACUUCAGUGAAGUAACCCAGCCUCUCAAGCAUGUGCCCGUCCAGGGGCCCGAACCUCAUGGGCCCCUGCCUAAAAAGUUCUACCCCCGUUUCACCCGAGGCCCCCGCCAGGCCCCUGAGCCGCAGCUCCGAAGCCGUCCGGCCAGACACGGGUUUGGGAAUGCCGUGGAGGAUCCAGUCAGAGGAGGUCUGGACUUCUCUCCGGAAAUGGGUAUGAUUUUUAAUGAGCACGAUCAGGAGGUGAGAGACUUGGGCUAUCAGAAGCAUGCCUUCAAUGUGCUUAUCAGUAACCGCUUGGGCAGCCAUAGAGAUGUGCCAGAUACCAGGGAUGCAGAAUGUAAAGAAAAGUCCUAUCCACUUCACCUCCCAGCCGCCAGUGUGGUCAUUUGUUUCUACAAUGAAGCCUUCUCUGCUCUGUUGCGGACGAUCCACAGCGUGCUGGAUCGCACGCCGGCUCAUCUUCUUCAUGAAAUCGUUCUGGUGGACGACAAUAGUGAACUGGACGAUUUGAAAAGCGGGUUGGAUGAGUAUAUCCAACACCACCUGCCAAGAAACAUCCAAGUGAUAAGAAACGAAAAGCGAGAAGGGCUGAUCCGGGGAAGAAUGAUUGGAGCAGCUCAUGCUACAGGGGAGGUGCUCGUGUUUCUGGACAGCCACUGUGAGGUGAACGCCAUGUGGCUGCAGCCCUUGCUGGUGCCCAUCCAAGAAGACCGGAGGACCGUGGUCUGCCCCGUGAUCGACAUCAUCGGUGCCGACACGCUCGCCUACAGCUCCUCCCCCGUUGUCCGGGGAGGCUUCAAUUGGGGUCUGCACUUCAAGUGGGAUCUUGUCCCCUUGUCUGAGUUGGGGGGUCCCGGAGGAGCCACGGCACCCAUCAAGUCACCCACAAUGGCUGGAGGGUUGUUUGCUAUGAAUAGAGAAUACUUCAGAGAACUUGGACAAUAUGACAACGGCAUGGAUAUCUGGGGAGGAGAGAAUUUGGAAAUAUCAUUUCGGAUCUGGAUGUGCGGGGGCCAGCUCUUCAUCAUCCCUUGCUCCAGAGUGGGCCACAUUUUCCGGAAGAGGCGCCCGUACGGAUCGCCGGGGGGCCAGGACACCAUGGCCCACAACUCCCUGCGACUGGCACACGUUUGGAUGGACGAGUACAAGGAGCAGUACUUCGCCCUCAGGCCGGAACUGAGGCUCAGGAGCUACGGCAACAUCAGCGAGCGGGUGGCGUUACGGAAGAAGCUGGGCUGCAGGUCAUUCAAGUGGUACCUGGACACCGUCUAUCCGGAGAUGCAGAUAUCGGGGCCCAAUGCCAGGCCGCAGCCUCCGGUCUUUUUCAACCGUGGGCCCAAGAGGCCCAGGAUCCUACAGCGGGGACGGCUGUACCACCUUCAAACCAACAAGUGCUUGGCUGCCCAGGGCCACCCCAGCCAGAAAGGAAGCUGGGUGGUGUUGAAGGAGUGUGACUACGGCGAUGUGAACCAGGUGUGGAUUUACAACGAAGAGCACGAGCUGAUUUUAAACAAUCUCCUCUGCCUGGACGUGUCCGAAACCCGCUCCUCCGACCCGCCCCGCCUCAUGAAGUGCCACGGAUCCGGCGGGUCGCAGCAGUGGACUUUCGGGAAAAGCAAGUGGCUGUACCAGGUGUCCUUGGGGCAGUGCAUGAAGGCGGUCGACCCGUUGAGUCCGAAAGGCUACGUUGGCAUGGCGAUCUGCGACGGCUCCUCUCCGCAGCAGUGGCACCUGGAGGGGUGAGGUGCAGAGGGCGGUGCCAGGGAUCGAGCUGGGGCCCAGAGGGCUUCCAGCUGGGCCUGGACGACCCCUCUUUUUAAGGUGACGACAUCCGGGGGACGGUUGGGACGCCCCGGGGUGACUCUCCCCUCUUUUUAAAAAAAGUCGGGCUAAGCAAGGGCUUAGGAUGCCCAGGGUCCUGGGCGGCAUCUUCGUCUUCUAGCUCCAGCCCCUCCUGCGGGGAGAAGUUACUUAAGAGGAAGCAACUAUGGUUUUACUACGGUACAGAUUUUAUUUGGACGGCUUACCUGCGUUGUAAAAUAAAUGGUCCUCUUUUUUAACUGAU
Tachyglossus aculeatus (Australian echidna) is the source of this 2238-nucleotide messenger RNA. RefSeq names its product polypeptide N-acetylgalactosaminyltransferase 11 (gene GALNT11). Gene Ontology annotation, molecular function: Notch binding. Gene Ontology annotation, biological process: regulation of Notch signaling pathway. The record is from RefSeq and is a predicted model, not a curated record. Gene Ontology annotation, cellular component: Golgi apparatus. Lineage: Eukaryota; Metazoa; Chordata; Mammalia; Monotremata; Tachyglossidae. The transcript is spliced from 12 exons. The coding region runs from base 90 to 1916 and encodes 608 amino acids.